CCACCACUCGCCUCAUUUUUGCAUCCCCGCCAUGACCGACCAGAGGGCCUUCGUGGUCGAGCACCUUGAUCCCGAAUUGGGACAGUGGUCCACGCUCGAAUAUGCCUGCAUCGCUCGCGAAUCCCAUGCUCUUGGGGCUCGUUUUUUGCUCAGUUCGGUGCCCGCCGAACUAAGCGGAAAUCUGCCCGCAGAUUUGGUCGCCACCCCGGGCUUCGAGGUCGAGCAGCGCAGUGUCGAGGAGAUUUACCCCAAGGACAAGGUCUGUCUGCUGGACCCCGCUGCUCAGGUGGAAUUGAGCCCGGAGGACGGCGACACCUUCGACGUUUUUCUGUUCGGCGGCAUUCUCGGCGAUGACCCGCCUCGGGAUCGCACCUCUGAAUUGAGGAAAAAGGGCUACGCCGGUCGCCGAUUGGGCCCCAAGCAGAUGACCACUGACACCGCUGUGCGAGUCACUCGCAUGGUGGUGCACGAGAAAGUUCCCCUGGAGAAGAUUUCCUACGUCGACUACCCGGAAAUUCUGAUCAACGAGCACGAGCGGACUGAAAUGCCCUUCCGCUAUGUCAAGGACGCCCAAGGCGAGCCGAUCAUGCCCAAGGGGAUGGUGGAUCUGAUUAAGAACGACGCCGACAAGGCCGUCGAUGAUCUUUUCUAAUUGGGAGCCGGGGAAAAAAAGCCACAACUACAGGAAUAAUUAGGUCGAACGCCAGUUUCAGGAUGGAACCUGCCCGGGUUUCAUUUCCAGGGGGCUCCGACAUGUCUGGAACGAAUAUAAAAAUGAAUGCCACCAAUUGAUAGACGAAUAUACUGCGAGAUCGAUCGUCUCAGCCCAAAAAGGCCGUGAAUA
Molecule: messenger RNA, 844 nt
Organism: Penicillium cinerascens
Lineage: Eukaryota; Fungi; Ascomycota; Eurotiomycetes; Eurotiales; Aspergillaceae
Product: SAM-dependent methyltransferase
Exons: 5
Coding region: 32-652 (206 amino acids)
Biological process (GO): peptidyl-arginine methylation
Molecular function (GO): protein-arginine omega-N monomethyltransferase activity
Source: RefSeq, a predicted model, not a curated record